Molecule: messenger RNA, 1760 nt
Organism: Chara braunii
Lineage: Eukaryota; Viridiplantae; Streptophyta; Charophyceae; Charales; Characeae
Source: the annotation of a GenBank genome assembly
CGACGUUUUCCCCCCGUAUUUCUCAUACAGCGGGAUUCCCCCGAUGCGCGGUGUCUAGCAUUCCAUCCAGCUCGUGCCUGACUAUCGUGUUCACCAUCAGGCACCAUACCGACUCUCGAUUCCAAAGGCGAUGGAACUCAAGCGUCAGCUUGAGGAGCUCCUUCGACUUGGUUUCAUUAAACCUAGUAACUCCCCUUGGGGUGCACCUGUCCUCUUUGCUCGCAAAGCGGACGGUACUCUCCACCUCUGCAUCGAUUAUCGCGGCCUUAACCGUUACACGGUUAAGAACAACUAUCCCAUGCCCCGCGCGGAUGAGCUGUUUGACCGUCUGGCAGGCAACCGCUUCUUCACGAAGAUCGAUCUUCGUAGCGGUUACCACCAGAUCCGCGUUGCCGCAGAGGACCAGCCGAAGACCGUCGUCCGGUCGCGCUUCGGCCACUAUGAGUUCACGGUGAUGCCAUUCGGCCUCACCAAUGCACCCGCCACCUUCCAGACGGCGAUGAACGACAUCUUCAGGGACAUCCUUGAAGAAUACGAUCUCGUAUACCUGGACGACAUCCUAGUCUACAGUCGUACCUUAGAAGACCAUAUGAGACACCUUCGCGAUGUCCUACAGCGCUUACGCAAGCAUAGCUUCUAUGCCAAGCUCAGCAAGUGCCGCUUUGCCCAGCGCAACGUGGACUUCCUAGGACACCAUGUGUCUGACCAGGGUCUCCACAUGGACGACGCGAAGAUCACUGCUAUUGCAGAGUGGCCCUGGGACUUACACUUAGCCCACGCGGAGAUUGCGUACAACCACGCUGUUUCACCAGCCACGGGGAUGUCGCCAUUGUAUUGCGACCUCGGCUACCACCCUCGCGUACCUGCGGAUUUCCUACGACCAUCGCGGUUGCGCCCAGACACUCGUUGCCCUGCGCUUGACGACUGGAUCGCCCACAUGACGGCGAUUAUGAAGCGCACACACGAGAGUUUAGCCGACUCCCAGACUCGCAUGGCCGCACGAGCGAACCAAUCACGAAUGAAUCAUCCAUUCAAAGUCGGUGACGAUGUGCUCGUCGACGCACGCCACUUACAUCUCGAAGCAGAUAUGCUUCGCAAGUUCGGGCGUCGUUUCUUUGGUCCAUGCCGCAUCCUUCAGGCCGUCGGCUCUGAUACUGCCGCUAGUCCGGUCAGCUUCCGUGUGAAGCUACCUGAUUACCUUCGACAGACUCGCGUACACGAUGUUUACCACGUCUCCUUGCUGCGUCCUUAUCGCAGACCGUCCGAGCGCUUCGCCGGACGCCCUUAUGAGCGCCCUCCACCUAUCAUGGUGGACGGUCACGAGGAGUUCGUUGUUUCCGACAUCGUAUCACRCCGAGUUACCGACGAUAYCCCUCCACGCAUCGAGUACCUUGUGCGUUGGAAGGGCUACCCUGAUGAGGAGGCUACUUGGGAGCCCCUCGAGCACUUGCAGCACGCCAGGAUGUUGGUGCGUGCAUAUGAUCGUGCUCGUCGUGCUGGGACAUUUGCUUCUACUCAGCCAACUGACCCUCUUCCUCCUCCUCUGGCUGAGGAGAUCGCUGAGGAUGAGCCUGCUCCCUCUGAGGCCGUUCCUCAGCCGCAGAUGGUCGCCUCCGAGCGUCCACAGCGCACUCAUCGUCGCCCUUCACGUUACGAUGACUGAAACUCUUAUCCUCCAUCUUUCCCCACUGACUCACACCAUCAGGUACUCCAUCAUCAGCUCUUCUUCAGGAUGUCAGCGUUUUGCGGCUCUGCUUCGA